Erythranthe guttata (spotted monkey flower) is the source of this 3092-nucleotide messenger RNA. Its product is annotated as autophagy-related protein 18g. Gene Ontology annotation, biological process: response to starvation; autophagy. The record is from RefSeq and is a predicted model, not a curated record. Lineage: Eukaryota; Viridiplantae; Streptophyta; Magnoliopsida; Lamiales; Phrymaceae. Gene Ontology annotation, cellular component: cytoplasm. Gene Ontology annotation, molecular function: protein binding.
CCACCCCCAAAUUUAGUAACGAAAGCCCAUCUCUUCAAGUCAAACUCACACAAACAACAACUCGCGACUGUUUCUCGCCGGUGUCGUCUUUUCUCCGGUCAUCGUCAAUACUUUGAUGAUCGAUAGCGCUACGGCUGACACGUCGGCCUGUGCGACGGGGCACGAUGGCGGUGUAUUAGCCGGUGAUUCGUCGCUGGUGGUUGAGAAAGGUUGAGAGAGAAUUUUUUACAGAAGUUUGACAGCCAAGUAAAUGAGGAAGGGUACGGGAAGAAACGGCAAAUUGCUGCCUAAUUCGUUCAGAAUUAUUUCUUCGUGUAUCAAAACUGUCUCUACAAAUGCUAGCACCGUCGUUCGCUCCGCCGGUGCUUCCGUUGCCGCCUCUGUUUCUUCAUGCGUUGACGAUCGCAAAGAGCUGGUAUUAUGGGCUGCCUUCGACAAAUUAGAGCUCAGUAAAACUGGCUUCAGACGCGUCCUAUUACUUGGUUAUUUAAAGGGUUUUCAAGUCUUUGAUGUGGAGGAUGCCUCUGGUUUAAGUGAAUUGGUCUCCAGGCGUGAUGGGCCAGUUACCUUCUUGCAGAUGCUUCCGUCUCCUGCAAAUAGUGAUGGUGCUGAAAAGUACAAAUCAUCACAUCCUAUACUGGUGGUUGUUGGAGGGGACGAGGAUGAAAGAAUCACCCUGCCUCAGAAUACUGGCCAAGGACCUGCCAGAAAUGGUUCAGCAGAGUCAUCUUCUUGGAAAUCUUUUGACCCCCCAACUGCUGUUCGUUUUUACUCAGUGAAAACAAACGAAUAUGUAAAGGUUAUCGACUUCAGAUCUCCUGUCUUUAUGGUUAGAUGCAGCCCUCGUGUAGUAGCUAUUGGUCUUGAAGAACAAGUAUACUGCUUUGAUAUACUUACACUUGAGCAGAAAUUCGCUGUCGUUACAUAUCCUGUUCCCCGAUUUGGAGAGCAAGGGGCGGUUGUAGUCAACAGAGGUUAUGGUCCAAUGGCUGUGGGCCCAAGGUGGUUGGCUUAUUCUCCUAGUCGUCCAUUUCAGUCCAAUACAGGUAAGGUGAGUCCAAAGAGCCUCGUCUCUAGUGUUAGUCCAUCAACUUCUCCAGGCAAUGGCACUCUUAUGGCUCGUUUUGCGGUGGAAUCCAGCAAACACUUAGCUGCUGGUAUACUCACUCUAGGGGACACGGGAUACAAGAAACCGUCAAAUUACUGCCCGGAGAAUGGUGGAUUAGUUUCUGUGAAGGACCUAGUUUCCUCAGAGGUUAUAUCACAAUUUAAGGCUCAUACAAGUCCAAUAGCUGCUUUAUGUUUUGAUCCGAGUGGGACCCUUCUGGUUACUGCCUCAGUACAUGGAAAUAACAUAAAUAUCUUUCGGAUCAUGCCUUCUCAUGCAUGUAACGGAUCACAAUGUAGUGACUGGAGUACUUCGUAUGUGCAUCUUUACAAGAUUUACCGCGGGAUAACCGCUGCUGUCAUUCAAGAUAUCUGCUUUAGUCACGAUAGUCAGUGGAUUGCAAUUGUUUCUUCAAAAGGAACUUGCCAUAUUUUUGUUCUAUCUCCGUUUGGAGGAGAUGAUGCUUUUCAAGCUCUGCAUACUCAUGUACAAGGUACCUCUCUAUUUUUAGCUUCAGCUCCGCCAUGGUGGUCGACUUCAUCCUUCACUAUAAACGAGCAACAUUCUUCGCCUCCACCUCCUUGCACCCUCUCCGUGGUUAGCCGGAUAAAAUGUAGCGACUCGGGUUUGCUUAAUUCGGUAAGCAAUGCCGCUGCUUCAAUGGUUGGGAAGAUAUGGGUGCCAUCUGGAGCUGUUGCUGCUAUUUUUCAUAACGCUAACUCCAAAAGUUCCCCGGAUUUUCAUCGGAGUGCUACUUCACUACAAAAUAUCUUAGUGUAUACACCAUCAGGUUUCGUUGUUCAACAUGAAGUUCAGUCAUCAGUGGGGAUUGAAGUGAGUGAUAAUAAAACCGAGUCUUGGUCAGCUCCACCAAUAAAUCCACAAAAUGAGGAGUUAAGGGUGAAAGUGGAACCUAUACAAUGGUGGGAUGUGUGCCGAAGAUUGGAUAAUCUGGAGAGGGAAGAAUGUAUUUCUGGGAUUGAUGCCCAAUCCAAAACAUCUCUCGAAGAGAAUGCGAGUGCUGUGGACUCGCCAGAGAGAUCACACUUGUAUCUGUCCAAUGCUGAAGUGCAAAUAAACUCAUAUAGAUUACCCAUAUGGCAAAUGUCGAAGGUGCAUUUCCAUGUUAUGGAACCUCCAAAAGCAGAAUGCUGUUUUGGUGGAGAGUUUGAAGUUGAGAUGACUUCUUCACAUGAAGUGGAAAUAAGACACAAGGAUUUAUUGCCUAUAUUUGACCAUUACCCUAGAGCUAAGUCCGGCUGGAUUGACGGAUAUAUCCCGACGGAGGGGAGAGAUUCCUCUGAUAGUUCUCAAGCUAGAGAAAAGACGAAUGAAGCUAGUAUUAUUUGUCACUCAGACCCGCCAUCAUUUAGUUCUACUGAAAGCUCUGAAGGAGGGACAGAGAAAACAGUAGAUUUUGGGCUGUUCUUCAAGGAAGAGUACUGCAAUAAGAGUUCAACUGAAGUUGUUACUGAUGAAGUCGAAACCGGUAGUAAUACUCACGAGGAAAAGCCCGACGAAGAAGGAUGGCUUGGUGGAAUAUUUGAUUUUUCUGAAGAAGGUUAGUGUUUCUUGUUGACAAAGAUAUGACCAAUACACACUGAUAUUUAAGUAAAUAAAAGUGGCCCAAGAAUGUCGAGAGGACUAGGAGUGUGACGUUACAUACAGGGUAACUUGAGCUCCUUCGGUUCCGUAUGUAUAGUUGUUUGUAUAUAUAUACUCGAAAAAUGUCUGCAGAAUUGAAUCUUUGUAAAAAGCUGUGAAUUGGGAAUUUGAGCUCUGGAUGCUCAAUCAUGUACAAAUUAUUGUUCAUUAGUUUAUUUCAGUUUGUGCAACUAUAUUUGUAUAGAAAUUGUGUGAUAGGUUGUCAUUUUGAUUUAUUUUCUUAUUGCAAUGUCAUCCAUCACAAGGUGAAAUCUUUGGUACAAUUUAAUUGUACAAGGAUGAUUUGGAAUGAAUUAUUAUAUGGGAGGUGCAUAUUUGU